This is a messenger RNA of Cannabis sativa, 3161 nucleotides long. RefSeq names its product glycine-rich RNA-binding protein 4, mitochondrial. Bases 892 to 1239 code for a protein of 115 amino acids. Lineage: Eukaryota; Viridiplantae; Streptophyta; Magnoliopsida; Rosales; Cannabaceae. The record is from RefSeq and is a predicted model, not a curated record. Gene Ontology annotation, molecular function: RNA binding. The transcript is spliced from 6 exons.
UAAAAAUAAUAACAAUGGAGCUCGAACUCCUAGGCCCUCUCUGCGAUUCUCUCUGCCUAAAAUUCGAUACUCAUCCUCAUCUUCCUUCUUGUGUCCUAAAAACUAGUAUACAGCUCUUCUAGUUGCUACUCAUAAGUUACCUAGGUUUUUGUUUCCACCAAUCAUGCAGCGACGAAUCUAUGAAUGUCCCUUUUGAUUUUCUUGAUUUAUUUUGAUUAGGUUUUAAAUUAGAAUGAGCUUAAUGGGGUCUGAGUCUUAAUUAUAAAGAGAAGACAAGUUGAUAUGCAAGGUUACUUCACUCUAUUUCAUUACUUUUCAAAUUUUAAUUUUCUGUUGGCUUCUUUUGGUUUCACUUGGAGUGUUUAAGCUGCUUUGGCUGCCUGUAUUUGAGUUUGUCCUCUUUGUUUGGGUAUGAAUUGUUUGAGUGUAUUUUUAAUUGUUUAAUUGUGAUAUGUUUAUUCGUUAAUUCAAAGUUUUAGGAGGAGCCAAAUCUUGGAAGAAAAUUGCUUUGUAUUGGAGAUGGGUUAAGAAAAAGAGAGCUCUAACCUGAGAAAACCUUGCACUUUUUCUUAUUUAUGCUUAAGUUGGCUAAGAAAACGAUCAGCUAGCUAAUUUGUGCUCUAGCUUAGAAACGUAUCCUAGCUUGAAAUGUUGAAACUAGAUUAGUAUGGUAUUAUCAAGUUCGGGGGUUAAUACUUUAAGGUUCCAAUCCUUAGCACCUUGCUCCCCUGCCAUCUUGAUAUGAACAAUGCCUCCAUCCAAACCAAUAGAAGAAAUUAAAGCACUACCCACAAAAUACAAAUCCCAGCCUAUUUCUCUUUGAGGUUCCUUCUCCAUCUUCAGAGCUAUUAAUCUGGAAUUUCUUUUUCAUUUCCCAGCAAUAAAUCAACCAUGAGAGGCUUAUAUGGUGGAGUUCAUGUUUGGGGCACAUGUUCAUUGACCGGAAAGUUUUGGGCAAGACACUUCUCGGCCAAGUUAUUUGUUGGAGGUCUAUCUUAUGAUACAAAUGAACCUGUUUUAAAGGCUGCCUUUGAGAAACAUGGGGAUAUACUAGAAGUUAAAGUAAUUUGUGACCACAAGAGUGGGAGAUCAAAGGGGUAUGGAUUUGUACACUUCACAUCUGAAGCUGCAGCCACCGAUGCUCUUAAAGAAAUAGAUGGUCAGUUACUGGAUGGGAGGAAUAUCCGGUUGCAAUUUGCACACGAGAGAUUACAGCAUGAAUUCAAGGUUGAUAUAUGAUUUAGUUUGUAGUGAUCCCUGCCCAAGGGAGGAGCACAAUUCUUUGAAAUAAAAUCAGAGCCAACAGAGAUAUGGGGAGAUGUGGAUACAGAUGGAACCUGCAUCAACAAACCCGAAAUGCAAAGCAGGAAGUGCAGAAAAACCAGAAAUGCAAAGCAGGGUGAACAAACCGCAGAAAACCAAAGAAAAACAAAAAGGCAGCCAAUACCGAAGAAAAGUGUUUAGGAAAUACAAAAGGAAACUACAGAAUGAGGGUUAACAGCCAUAUAGUUGAUAGGGAGCUGACUGUUAAGUGACUUCCAGAUGAGAUCUCCCUUAAGACCUUCUCUACCAACAUAGUGGCGACAUUAUUAGCAUUGUAGUUGAUAGCUCAGGGCACUUCGCAGAUUUUCCAAUGCUGCUAAUUGGAGUAUAUGAAGUGAUAUUGCUUGUUGCAUGCUUCCUCAAUCAAAGUUGCUGGUCUCUCUUUGUAUUUACCCGAAGAGUUCACAGCACAAAUGAUCACUUUGGAAAAUGAAGUUGUCAAAUUUAAUCAUAUUUUUGUAUGGAGGGCGUUUUCAGCACAAUUUUAAUAGUCCAGCUUCUUUCAUUUUUUUUAACGUGAUAAUUUCAGAUGUUCCAUGUUUACUUAUUCUUGCAAAAGUCCCCAAAAUGGACUGAAUUGUUUUGUUAAAUUGUUUGAGGAUUAUAUCACAACUGGUAGCGGAAAACACAACUAGUUUUAUCAAAAAUGGGAGACUUGUGCUCAAAAUUUAUGAAUGAAAGAGGCAAAAGAACAGAUCUCAGCAAAAGGGGAAGCACCAUAUAACAUCUUGAAAUCUUAAAAAUCGAUUUUAAGGGUUCUCAACAGAUGAAAAUCGUUUUAACAGUGUGAUGGUCAAAUAAGGGCUGGUUGGGACGAAGUUUUAAAGCUGUUUACUUUCUAAAUUUCACAGCAUGGCGCCAACAAGUGGGCAAAUGCUUUAAAACAAAACAUAAUUUAUUUGUUGACCCGCCAAAAAGACAACAUUCAAGAUUCAGAUCUACAGAGACAAUAUUCAAGCUAUGAACCGAAAACAAUCUCCAGCAAAAAAAAAAAAUUGCUAUUUGAGAGAUAUAAAGAACUUGAAUUAGAACAAUACUACUUGAGUAGGCCACAUCACGUACCAUUUAAAUUAAUUAUAAAGUACCGUUUCAAAGAAAACCCUAAUUAAUUAGUAAACAUGAGAAAUAAAAACAUGUGAAACUGUGAAGCAUUGUCUAUUAACUUCUAGAUUAAAGAUACAUUGGGAUCAAAAAGAUCCAGAUGAACACACAAACCAGCGAAAGUAAAGGAACACAAUACAUAUGAACAUCUUAUAUCAUCCUACCACUUUCAAGAUAAGGAAAACUACAAGAACAAGACAGCUAAUUUAAGAACUGGUAAAUUUGGUAACAGCCUUAGUUCCUUCUGAAACAGCGUGUUUGGCCAACUCGCCGGGGAGCACAAGCCUCACGGCAGUCUGGAUCUCCCGAGAUGUGAUCGUCGGCUUCUUGUUGUACCUAGCGAGUUUUGAGGCCUCUUGUGCAAGCUUCUCGAAGAUAUCAUUGAUGAAGGAGUUCAUGAUGCCCAUCGCCUUGCUUGAGAUACCGAUAUCUGGGUGAACCUGUUUCAGAACUUUGAAGAUGUAAAUCUUGUAGGUCUCGACAUUCUUCUUCGUUCUCUUCUUCUUCUUGUCACCGGCAGCGGCGCCCUCCUUGGGGAGUUUCUUUCCAGCCUUUGGCUUCUUCUCGGCUGGAGCCUUCUCGGCGACGGUGGACUUCUUCUCCUCCGCUGGCUUCUUCUCAGCGGCGGGCUUCUUCUCUGCCUUUGGCGCCAUCGAAAUCUAGGGUUUGCAAAAGACGAAAAUAGGAGUUUCGAAUUUGCAGAUGAGCGAGAGUAAACAAGAAAGGUUUAAAAUUAU